AAAAAAAAAAUCAAAAUCGCGAAAACUGGGCGUUCCGAAUAAAUCAACAUCAAAGCAUCUCGUUCGUUUCUGUUCUUGUGCCAUUAAAUUUUUCACCAUCUUCCACCUCCAACUGCACUAGACAGCUAUCUUCCACCUUCCUUGUCCAGAUUUCUCUUUUCUAAUUCUCUCUAUCUGUCAUUUCCCUGAAACCCAAAACAAUCUCUGAAGAAACCAGAAAAAAAGGGAAUCAAAUCACAAAAAACCUAUUUUAAAAUCUCAGUGUUGACUAUCAAUGGGUUCUUCUGCUUCAAAGACCGCUUCUUCAGUUUCUUCUACUUCUUCUUCCUCUGCUAGGUUUUCUUCACCGCCGACCAAAUAUGGCUCCGGUUCAUCGUCUCCGGCGGUGCAGAGAGCUUUUUCGUUUCCGACCCCGUUGGUUCACCAUCCUCCGGCUAGAAAAGGCGACACUCAUCACCUCGUUUCCCUCACGUCUACCUCGUACGGUUCUCUUCUCCUCAUCGAUGAAUCCAAAAGCUCAUCCGACCAACCUUGUAUCUCAAUCGCUGGGAAGAACGCACCAGAUCCGGUCUCUCCUGACUCUGUCAUAAACACUUGGGAGCUUAUGCAUGGCUUAGACGACGAAUUCGAAUUCGAAAUCCCCAAACCCGGUAAGCGUGAUUCCACUCUAAAUUCGGAUUUUUGCUCCAACCCCGACCCGAAUCGGAAUGUGGGUUUAAGUGUGUCUGCGUCGAAAUUGGACGAGUCUUACGAGUUUGUGAGAAUCGAAGAAGACGAUGGUGAUUGGGUUCCGUUGUCUUAUAAACCUAAGCAACCUUUAUGGAAGCAUUUGUCUGAAGAAUCAUUUCUAUCUGAUUUAGAUCCCAGCAUUGUCUCAUCUUACAAGAAAGCUUUGUCUUCUAAACAAUUAAGCAAUCAGCCUAACUCUAGGAACCCUCUUAGACCUACAAAAUCCCUCUCUUGUAGCCCAUCAUCGAAUCCAAACCCGUCUAUCUUAAUCAGCGACGCACCAAAGUCUGUAUCCUCUAGUCAACUGAUUCCAUCACAGGUUAAACCGAGAGUACCCGGAAAAGAAGACAAGAUUGUGCUCUACUUCACAUCACUCCGAGGUAUUCGAAAGACAUACGAGGAUUGCUGUUGUGUUAGAGCGAUAUUGAGAGGGCUUCAAGUCACUGUAGACGAACGCGACAUCUCCAUGGAUUCCAAAUAUAGGAAAGAGCUUCAAAGUGUGCUUAGCGCAGCAGAGAAACCUGUUUGUUUGCCUCAGGUGUUUAUAGGAGAGACACACAUUGGUGGCAUAGAGGAAAUUAUGCAGCUAAACGAUGGUGGGGAAUUAGGAGAGAUGUUGAAAGGUUUCCCUGCUUGUGAACGCUUGGGGACAUGCCGAAGCUGCGGGGAUGCAAGGUUUGUGCCUUGUACUAACUGUGAUGGUAGCACCAAAGUGUUUGAAGAACAAUAUGAUCGGUUCACUCGAUGUCCUAAGUGCAAUGAGAAUGGAUUGGUGCGUUGUCGUGGGUGUUGUGUUUGAUCAGAAGCUGUGUGGGUGGGAAAUGGGAUUUAGACUUGAGUUAUGAUGUGAAAUUGUGAAGAGAAGAAGAGAAAGAGUUGAUGAAUCUUUGACUAAAGAUGAUAAUUUGGUUAGUAUUGUAUAUUGUUGAAAUAAGUAAGUGGCUCAAGCCUUUUAUGAUUAUUACUCUCUUAUGAGUUUAUGUUCUUUUGUUCCAUAGUUGUUCUUGCUCUUGACCCUUUUAACAUUCUGAACUAAAAUGACUAUUAUUACUA
Molecule: messenger RNA, 1782 nt
Organism: Capsella rubella
Lineage: Eukaryota; Viridiplantae; Streptophyta; Magnoliopsida; Brassicales; Brassicaceae
Exons: 1
Coding region: 275-1528 (417 amino acids)
Source: RefSeq, a predicted model, not a curated record